UCUUUGAAAUUAGCUGGAGAAGCAAAUUCUGUUUUAGCCAAGGAAGCUACAUCAAUCGCUAUUUGGUGUUUGACUGAAAAUGUUGAUUGCUGGAAAAAGUGGGACAAACUCUAUCAGGAGAAUCUGGAAGCUAGUGUUGCUCUUCUUAAAAUGCUAGUAGAAGAAUGGAAGGAUCAUUCCCUCAAACUAUCAUCAUCGCUUAGUGAUACUCUCACUCUUGGUCAAACUAUGAUGAGCUUCACGCUACAGAAUAAAAAUGCCAUCGCUGAAGGACGAGCCAAUGCUUCUCUUUAUUCUCAUUACGAAGCUGACGAGUCCUGCAAAGUGAUCUCGUCGAGACUUGUAAGAAGCAUCCUCAAAGAUACAACCAUUACUGCUAUGGUUCUAGUUGCUGUUGUGGUUCUAGUUGCUGUUGUGAUUCUAGCCGCUGGUAGACCUCCUAACCUAUUUGGGCAAUUGGUUUUUUGGUUUGGUUUAGGUUCGUGUUUUUCGGUGUGCGGUUGUUCGGUUUUGCAAAUAUUGGAACUAUAUAGAAAGCAUUAGUCAUUCAGUUUGGUUACGGUUUGGUGGACAUUUUCUGAUUAUAGUGAGGAGGGUUUUCAUAUAACCACAUAGUUGGGAUUUGGGAGUCUGUUUAUAAAGCUCGCAAGUUUG
This is a messenger RNA of Camelina sativa (false flax), 654 nucleotides long. Lineage: Eukaryota; Viridiplantae; Streptophyta; Magnoliopsida; Brassicales; Brassicaceae. The record is from RefSeq and is a predicted model, not a curated record.